Messenger RNA from Trichosurus vulpecula (common brushtail), 1906 nucleotides. It is a transcript of the gene TRDN, whose product is annotated as triadin. Gene Ontology annotation, cellular component: sarcoplasmic reticulum; membrane. Lineage: Eukaryota; Metazoa; Chordata; Mammalia; Diprotodontia; Phalangeridae. The record is from RefSeq and is a predicted model, not a curated record. Gene Ontology annotation, molecular function: signaling receptor binding.
GUGGAUAAGGUUACUCUCAACACAUUUUGUUUUCUGUGACACAGACCCCAAAGAUCUGUAAUUAUCCUGGGAUUGCUGUGGGGGUUUGCCUGCUUCUUCCUAGUUAUUCUGCCUGUGUGUGAGCACGUGUGCGUCUGUUAGUGCCUGUGAUCUUUCUCUUUCUUGGCUUUGUUGUCCCCCUUUGGCACUGGAAAGCUGGUGUGUGUGUGUGCUCUCGCGUGUGUGUAUGUAUGUGUGUGGGGGGGUCUCAGCAGUGCCAAAAAAGAUCUGCUGAAGAGUCCGAGGGAGGCAGGCAGGGCUAUUUUUGUUUGAAGCUGAUACUUUUUGCAUGAGUUGAAGUCACUGCCUAGAAGAGGGCUCAGGUUGUUUCCGGGGGAGAACUGUGCAGAAGAGAACCAAAGUUCAACGAAGCCCCAAGAAGCAGCUAGAACAGCAAGGAAAAAGCAGGGCCCCCCCACAAGUGAACAGUGCACCCUCUGGCCCGGGGCAGCUCCAGGACCCUGAAGCAUUCUUCAGACUGCCUUCUUAACAGCACCUUUUUAAACUAACACUCACCCCUGCCACCAUGACUGAGAUCACAGCAGAAGGUCACACAUCUACAACCACCACUGUGAUAGAUGGCAAAAAUGGAUCUGUGCCCAGGACAUCUGGGAAAAUGCUGAAAAGAUCAGUGACAGAAGAUAUCGUCACGACGUUCAGCUCUCCAGCUGCAUGGCUUCUGGUUAUUGCCCUAAUCAUUACCUGGUCAGCUGUGGCUGUUGUCAUGUUUGAUCUAGUGGAUUACAAAAACUUUUCAGCAAGCUCUCUUUCCAAGAUUGGCUCUGACCCUCUAAAAAUUGUACAUGAUGCUGUGGAAGAAACUACAGAUUGGAUCUAUGGAUUUUUUUCAUUGCUGUCUGAUAUCAUAUCUUCUGAUGGUGAAGAUGAUGAUGAUGAUGAUGUUGGAGCUGACACCGAUGAAGGAGAAGAGGAAGAGCCUCCCUUGAAAAAAUAUGAAAUUCACAAAGAGAAGGCUGAAAAGCAGGAAAAACCUGAAAAGAAAAUAGCACCUAAAGUAACUCACAAAGAAAAACCAGAAAAAGAAAAACCAGAAAAGAAAGCAAGUCACAAAGAGAAACCUGAGAAAAAAGAAAAACCAGAAACGAGAACCCUACCCAAAGAUGAGAAAAAGAGUAAAAGCUCAAAAGCUGAAGAAAAGAGUAAGAAGGAAGUGAAAAGUGGAAAACCAGAGAAAGUGAAGCAAGCUGAUGCUAAAGCAAAAAAAGUGGAGAAAACACCAGCUAAACCCAAAGGCAAAGAAGAAAAAGGAACUGUAGCUGUUUCAAAAAAUGAACAGAAAGAUCAGUUUGCAUUCUGUCGCUAUAUGAUUGACAUGUUUGCCCAAGGGGAUUUAAGACCAGGACAAAGUCCAGCAAUACCUCCUCCACUACCUGUUGCACAAGUUUCUCAACCUGAACUGGCACCAUCAGCUCUUGGAGGAACAAGAAAAGAAAGACAAACAUGUGGAACCAGCCAAAUCGACAAAGAAAGAAGCUUCUGCUCCAAGUGAAAAACAAGCAAAAUCAAAAACUGAACGAAGCAAAGCAGAGGUUGCUGCUGCCUCAACAAAAAAAGCAACUACAGGAAAGAAGGAAGAAAAAUCAACCAAGGCAGCGGAGCAAGAAGCUUCAAAAGAAAAAGCUGGGAAAACUGCGUCAGGCCUGAAAGAAAAAGAUCUUAUUAAAGGGAAAGAAAUAAAGACUACAACAUCCCUAAAGGAAAAAGAACCUGAAGUUAAAAAAGUGAAGCCACCUAAACCAGUAAUUGAAGCUAAAAAAGAAGAGAAGACAUCUAAAUCAGCUGUUUGUCUCAAUUCUACCCCUUGGAACUGCACAGAAUAAGUCAUUUCAGUACUUCGGAUCAUGGC